This is a messenger RNA of Sinocyclocheilus grahami, 887 nucleotides long. Its product is annotated as probable 54S ribosomal protein L34, mitochondrial. The coding region runs from base 82 to 456 and encodes 124 amino acids. The record is from RefSeq and is a predicted model, not a curated record. NCBI's taxonomy places the organism in Eukaryota, Metazoa, Chordata, Actinopteri, Cypriniformes, Cyprinidae. Gene Ontology annotation, cellular component: mitochondrial large ribosomal subunit; ribosome. The transcript has 2 exons. Gene Ontology annotation, biological process: translation. Gene Ontology annotation, molecular function: structural constituent of ribosome.
AACGUUAGAAGAAGAGACCUGAGACGCAAGACGUGAUGACUUUGGUAUGAUAUUGAUUGAUGGAAGGAAGCAGUAGCCGAAAUGAACACGUUACGAGCAACAUUUCUGCGCUUUUCGGGGACACAGAGUUUGUGUCGGAGUAAUGGCCCUCACUCUACCAUAUUCAGCUGCAGUCAGCUCCGCUCUAUCAGUUCCUUGGUUCUGUCAAAGACAGGAGCUGAGCAGAAACCUGUCCUGCAAGCAACCCUGAACACCAAAGCAGAGGGAGCUUGUGUUUUCCAGCAGUCACUCUGGCACUAUCAACAAGUCCGCACAGUCAAACGUGGGACAGAAUAUCAGCCGAAGAACAUCAAACGAAAGAGGACCCAUGGGUGGAUCAAAAGAAUUAGCAGUCCAGGUGGGAUCGAAGUUAUCCUGCGCCGAAUGCUCAAAGGACGAAAGUCCCUCACGCAUUGAGACUCUGACCGGACAGUUGCUUUGAUAGACCUUUGAAGUGAAUCUCAGUUGAAUGUCAGCUGUGCAGUAGAGCUUUUGAGUUUCUAUUGAAAAUAGUUGUCAAAUUAAAGUGAUUAAUGCACAAUGGCGCCAAUAGACUUAAUUGGAUGGGGGUUUUUUUAUUCAGUUUGAUGGAUCUUAUCCUCCUUGAUACUUCCAGUUGAGCAUAUUCAUGUCAAAGUGUUUGCUGUAUGUAGUGUUACACUCAGAUCAGAGCAUUUACUGUUUGAUUUUUGAUUUACAUGAGUUAUCAACAUAUAAGUAAUCAGAAUGGGAAAAGAGGUAUAGGUGAGAAGAUAAAAAAUUAUAUACACAUAAAAACUAAAUUUGUCAUCAUCAGAUUCUGUUCCCAUUAUUCUGACUAGUUUAAAAAUUUUUAUUAUGUUAAUAAA